Molecule: messenger RNA, 1813 nt
Organism: Rhizopus microsporus ATCC 52813
Lineage: Eukaryota; Fungi; Mucoromycota; Mucoromycetes; Mucorales; Rhizopodaceae
Exons: 3
Coding region: 158-1540 (460 amino acids)
Source: RefSeq, a predicted model, not a curated record
AAAAAACACGCUUUUACAAUGUCCACCAUGGUGUCCUAAUGACGCGAUACGGAAUUUAAUUGGCUCAAAGUUUUAUUUAAAGCAAUAGGAAUGACCUUUGACCUCCCUUUUCUCUUUCUUUUCUCUUUUCUUUCCUUUUGAUUCAAUCAUUAAGCAGAUGGAUUUACAGUUUGACUUUCUAUCACCUUCAACAAACGAUUUCAAUAUACCUUCAACCAUAUUGUCACCACUUGAAAACAAAUCAGAUCCAUACUUGACAAAUAAUGAUAUAAUGAAUGCAUCAAAUGAUAUCAUGGAAAAGAAAAGAUACUCAUUAUCAUCAACCCCCUUAAAAAAUGACUUUUACGCCAUUCACCAUCCACAUCACACUCCAAAUGAUAAAGAAAACUUGCCACUACAUGACAAUCACAAGAAUCUAAAAAGACAAUCUCCAGAAAUAGAAGCUGCUUCACCUUGUACAUUAACAGCUGAGCGAUUAAAACGUAUGAAACUACAAUCUGCGAAGACACCUCCGAAUAAUCAACAAGAAGAACAACAUCAACUAUUCAGUACUUGCAAGGGAUUGUGGCCAAGUUCGCCAUCACUGGGAGACCUUAGUCACGAUAAUAUUACUGCGCUUAGCAAUCUUUUAAAAGUUCGUCUCAUACAAGGAAAAUUCAAAAUGAUGACCAAUAUGAACCCAAACGACGAACUCUAUACCCUAUUUGCACAAGAUCGAGUGUUGCCUAACAAACUAAGAUACUCGUAUAGAAUAUCAUUAUCACCCAAACGAACAAAAUCAGUUCUCUCAGUCAUAGGCAAUGGAAGAAACCUGUCAACAGGAAAGAACAAUCAAGUAUAUCAGUCACUCGCCAAGGAUCUCAGCGUACCAUCAUUACCAUCUAUCACAGGAAAUGAUCUACUCGUUUCCCCUACGAGGCCACAGCAACAAGUGCAACAACAGCAACCAUCUAAAAAGAAAAACAAAACACCUAAGUCAAUACAGAAGCUUAACCGUACACCUGUAAAGUCACCAUAUGCCAUGGCAAACUCACCACGUACACCGGCAAAGACACCUAAUACCCCCAGAAAAAGAACAAUCUUGGACGCUCCUACGGUCAUCACACCUGAUGGUAAACGAUACUUUCUCUGUGAACCAUGUAAUAAAAAAUACAAGAAUCGAAAUGGCCUCACGUAUCAUUUGGAAAGGUGUAAAAAUAAUGGUCCAUAUACUAAAGAGGAGGAUGAACUGCAGAGUCAGCAGAGCCAACAGAGUCAAAGCACAGUAAAUACAAAUAUAUCACAACAAAACGAUACCUCAGCGACACCUAUGCAGGAUGUGGCAGUAACCACACCUUUGAAUGACAUAAUGACUACGCCAUUGAACGAAAAUACACCAAUUGCUCCUCUGUUUGAAGAAAAUAAGGAUGAGCCGUUACUAGAAGAAUUUGAUUUAUUUGAUAGUAUUAAUAGCUCGUUUGACGAAGACAUGCUUAGCAGCUUACAGAAUUCAAACUUGGGAUUUAGUCCACCUGUAGAUGAAUUGUACAAUUUUUUUUGAUAUAGCUCUUUAUUGGAAUAAAGUUUCUUCGUGCUUUCUCUUUGUUUUAACCGUUCCCGGCUUGGUUUGUGCGUCCGGAUGUAUGGCUAACUCAUGAGGUACUCUUGAAAUGCUUGACUUGGCAAGCAUCUGACGAAGAUCAUACAUAACUUCAGAGUCCCUACUUGAUAAAAAGGUAAUGGCAACACCAGAUUUACCAGCACGACCCGUACGACCGAUACGAUGGGUGUAAUCUAUAGUAACAUUAGAAUAAAUACACAUACAGAAACGGAA